Molecule: messenger RNA, 1998 nt
Organism: Colletes gigas
Lineage: Eukaryota; Metazoa; Arthropoda; Insecta; Hymenoptera; Colletidae
Gene: Liprin-beta
Product: liprin-beta-1
Exons: 11
Coding region: 45-1814 (589 amino acids)
Biological process (GO): neuromuscular junction development
Cellular component (GO): presynaptic active zone
Molecular function (GO): protein binding
Source: RefSeq, a predicted model, not a curated record
AAACGCACACGCAUACUUGUCAUGUAAAGAAGAGGAAUAUUAUCAUGGCGACACCAGCAAUGGGUAAAAGCGAGGAAAGCAAUGAAAUUACAGUACACGCAGGCGAGUUAACUUUUCUUACAAAGACAACAAGCGAGGCCAGUAAGAUGCUAGAAGCUGCUUUGUUACAAAUGGAUGACAUUAUUUCUGGAGCUUGCAAUGAUAGUACUAACGAAGGAAGUACAGAAUGGAAAGAUUCCGUUAAAGAGGCUGCAAGAAAUCUUGUAUCUGCUAUUAAAAGUGCACCGUGUCCUCCUGCUGCUCCUGAUGUAGCAACCUGUGAAAUUUUAUUGCAGUGGAUGCAACCGGAACGUUUAAGGAAAUUAGAAAAUGAACGCGGAGCAUUACGUAUGGAAGUAUCAGUUUUGUCUGACCAGGUGGAUGCACAGUCUACUAAAAUACAAGAAUUGGAAACGUUGCUUAGGGAGAAGAAGGAUUCUCUCAGGAGAAUGGAAGAGGCAUUACAAAAAGAAGUACUGUCAAGAAGUGCUUUGGAAACACAAAAGUUAGAACUGUUAAGUUCUUUGUCAGAAAUGAAGCUCAGACAAACGAAUUUAGAACACGAAAAUCUCGCACUACGUAAUGCAGGUCUUGUGUCAAACGAAGAGAGAUUCGGAAGGCAUACCAGCCAAUAUAGUAGUCUUCCUAGGCCGCCGAGUUCUUCAAAAAAAGGCGUAGUAUUCGGUAAGGUUUCAAGUUUAGCUUCAGGAGCACACACGACGGUACCACUGGCCAUUAGAGGAAUCUCCGCGAGAUGCCUGUCUGCGCCUACUCUAGCCGAGGAAGAGAAAACAAUCAUAGGUGACUCGAAGUCUGGAAUAGAAACUCAAAAACCUUUGGCAGAUCUCUCGAUGGAGGAGAUUGAAGACUGGCUUGUAAAUCUAGGAUUAGAAUGUUAUGCGGGCGAAUUGAGGCGAUGGGGUGCCACUGGAUCAAAAUUACUCGACUGUUCGCAACAGCAAAUAGAAAGAGAAUUAGAAAUUAAGAAUGUUCUUCAUAGGAAGAAAUUGUUGUAUGCAAUAGAGUCAGAAAAAUAUGGCGGGCUUGAAUUUCUUGGCUCUGAUAAGAUGGAUAAUGCAGCAGUUUUACGAUGGCUUGAUGAUAUUGGUUUACCACAGCAUAAAGAUGCUUUCCAAAAUGGCAAAGUUGAUGGUAGAAUGUUACAUAGGCUAACAACCGAGGACCUUCUAACUCUUGGAGUUACUGCACAGUUACAUGCUGCAAGCCUUAGACGAGGAAUUCAGGUUCUUCGAGAAUUAAAUUUUGAGUUCGAUGACCUUGAAAGAAGAUCUACAAAUGGUAAUGGAGCAGACGGUAGUAACGUUCGUCUCUGGACAAACCAUCGUGUAAUGGAGUGGCUUAGAGUGAUCGAUUUGGCGGAAUAUGCGCCUAAUAUGAGAGGAUCUGGAUUACACGGGGGCUUAAUGGUGUAUGAAGGCAGAUUUACUUCCGAAUUAUUGGCCACAUUGCUUAGUAUUUCUCCCGGAAAGACUCUCCUCCGUAGACAUUUGACGACACAUUUCAAUCAAAUUCUUGGUAGAGAAGUUGUGCAAAGGAAAAGGGAAAUCGAAAGCACUCUUGGAUUCGUUCCUCUUACGCUAACUGCUCGCUUGAAGGUACCAAAGAAAUCUCAGUUCACGUUGAAGCGUAAAAAGAGCAAAAAUGAAGCGGAUUAUGGUAAUUUGGUUUGCCCCCUGGAAUCUUCGCCACCGGGCACCCCAUCAACCCCUACUUCGACUCCAGGCAGCCCUAACUUGAAUUCACCCACAUUCUAAUCACAAGUCACAGAUUCUUAAUCUCGUCAAAGGGAAAAAGCAAUCACAGAAGAAUAAUUGGCUGUUUUUUAAAAAUUUCUGAGCAAAAACAUAAACAAAAUAUACAUUUUUGGGACCAUCUUACUUCAACUUUAUAGGAUAAAUUUUAUUCCAUAAUUUCAAACACCCACAAAGGUGUUACUGU